UUGAAAAUAAAAUGAAGAAAACAUGAAAAAGAAGCGAUUCUUCCACAGCGGGAGGGAUUGGUUAGCUCUCAUGUCGAGGAUUUUUCAGCUUUCAGUUCAGAGGUUUGGAGUUGAGUUGUGGGAGUUAAUGCUCAGAGGAAUGUGAGGAAGGAGGAGAUUUCAGCUUCAGUCCUUCUUUUCACUUCUCACUCUCAGCUUCUCCUCUUCCUCAGGACCUUUUCUUCUUCUCCUCCUCCAGCUUCUCUCAGGACCACCUCAGCCCACUGUAGAGAUGCCGGGGACUCUCCCAACCUUUCCCAGCAUGCCGGCCUUGCUCAGCUCCCUGCCCAGAGGAGUCAAUCCUCCCAGUUUAUCCAGAGGCAUCACCAUACCCAGCCUGCCCAGGGGCAUGAUGCUGCCCAGGGUCGUUGCCAUGCCGACUGUACCCCAGGCUCCUCGAAGGCUGCUGCAGGACUGCUACUCUGUGUUCGACCACCAGACAGCCGGAGGUCUGUGUGGCUGCUGCUGGGCGUUACGUCCUCGCUACAAGCGGCUGGUGGACAACAUUUUUCCAGAAGACCCAGAGGACGGGCUGGUGAAAGCCAACAUGGAGAAGCUAACCUUCUUUGCUCUGUCGGCUCCAGAGAAACUCGACCGUAUAGCUGCAUACCUGUCAGAGCGUCUGACCAGAGAGCUGAACCGCCACCGAUACGGGUAUGUGUGCAUAGCGAUGGAGGCGCUGGAGCAGCUACUGUUGGCCUGCCACUGCCAGAGCAUCAACCUGCUGGUGGAGAGUUUCCUCAGCACGCUGCGUCUGCUGCUGGAGGCCGACAAGCCGCACCUCCACAUCCUCGCCACCAACUCAUUUGUUAAGUUUGCGAACAUCGAGGAGGACACGCCUUCGUACCAUCGCAGCUACGACUUCUUUGUGUCUCGCUUCAGUGAGAUGUGUCACUCUGAACAUGAAGACCCUGACACCCAAACCAGGAUCCGCGUGUCGGGGAUCCGCGGCCUCCAGGGCGUGGUGAGGAAGACGGUGGACGACGAGCUGCAGGUGAACAUCUGGGAACCUCGGCACAUGGAGCAGAUCGUCCCGGCCCUGCUGGUCAACCUGCAGUCGCACACAAACAGCGACACCGGGUCUCCUGCAGAGCACACAGAGGUGUGUUUCAGAGAGCUGCUGGGACGAGCUGCGUAUGGACACAUCACCAAUGCUAUCAGACCAGUUCUCAUGCACCUGGACAGCCGCUGUCUGUGGGAGGGACGAGGGUUUGCUGUGCGCUGUUUUCAGAUCAUCAUGUACUCCAUUCAGUCCCAGCACUCCCACCUGGUCAUCCAGCAGCUGCUGGGUCACCUGGAUGCCAACAGCAGGAGUCCGGCGUCGGUCCGGGCCGGGAUCGUGGAGGUUCUGUCUGAAGCUGCUGUUAUAGAAGCAGCAGGAUCUGUAGGUCAGUGUGGAACACUCUUCCAGACUUCCUGCACUGGUUUCCACUAUGAGGCUUCACUCCUGCUUCAUCCUGCAGGUCCCACAGUCCUGGAAGUCUUCAACACCUUACUGCGACAGCUCCGGCAGAGCGUCGACUACCAGCUGACCGGUUACUAUGACAACGCUGGGAAACGCAAAACCACCUCAACUCACGAGAAAAUGCUGCAGGACGCCGUCAUCAAAACCAUCGGAUGCUUCGCCAACACGCUUCCUGUCUACCAGAAGUCAGAGGUCAUGCUGUUCAUCAUGGGAAAGAUUCCUGUUCCUGGCAUCUACCCUGCCCUGGGUUCGCCGAACGCUGGGUUCGAAGGCAGCAGGAUGAUCCAGGUGAUGCUGCUCAAAUCUCUCCUCCAGGUUUCGGAGCGUUAUGAGAGCAGCAACCUGCUGACGGCGCUGCCCUCCUCCUUCCUGGAGCCCCUGCUGUCCUUCACCCUGAUGGAGGAUCCAGAGAUCCGCCUGCUGGUUCUGUCCAUCCUCACCUCGCUUAUUGACCGGCGCCACAACGCCACCAGGCUCAUCACAGCCAGUGUGACAUUUGACGUGUCAGUGUUGGUGCUGAAGGAGGACAAGUGCUCUCGACAGGACAACCUGUUCAUGAGGAAGCACGCUCAGCGUCUCUACAGACACGUCUACCUGGCCUGUAAGGAGGAAAGCAGCGGACGCAGCCACUACCAGGCGCUCUUCACCCUGCUGGCUGUUCUCAGUGUGGAACUGGCCAACGAGGAGGUGCUGGUGGACCUGAUUCGCCUGGUCCUGGCUCUGCAGGAGCUAGCACUGUCCAAUCAGGAGCAUCUGUCAGUGUUCAACCGUUGUGGCAUUCAUGCCCUCUGUGCCACCUUCCUCCACCUGCUGUCUCAGCUCGGGCCACCUCCACCACUUCACCAGCACGUGACGCAGGUCAUAGAAGGUCGUCAGAGGGAGGCUCCAUACCUGCUGCCUGAAGAUGUUCUGGGUGACGACCCCAGGUUUCCAGAUGGUGAGCUGAAGGUGGCCGAAGCCUUGCUGUUCGUUCAGUCAAAGAUCUACGAGGGUCUGACAGGAAGCAGCUACACUCCACAAUCUGAGCGCCUGAACACACCAUACACACCUCAGCUCGCAGAUGAAGAUCGUCUGUCCAGGAGGAAGAGUAUCGGAGACGUCGUCUCUCUGCAGAUGGACAUGGACCUUCAGUGUAGCUCUGAUACACCACAGAAACCUCAGACCGAGCAGAUCACCUUCCAAACCUUGAAAAACGCCAUCGAGGAUAGAGGGAUGGUGGAGGAGGAGGAGAGGAGGAGGAUGCAGGUGGUGGAGAGGUUUCAGACAGCUCCUUUUGAGGAGAUAGCUGCUCAUUGUGGAUCCAGGAGCUGGCUGCUUCAGUCCAAACUGGACCAGGUCUUUGAUCUGAUCAUUCGUCCUCCUCCAUCUCCAUCUGGACAGUCGCCUCCUCGUUCAACGCCGCUCUACGAGAUGAAGUUUCCAGACCUGUGUGUCUACUAGAACCAAACACGCUGAGUCGGAUGCUGGUGGUGAUGAAGCAGAUAUGAUGUGUGAUGGGGUGUGAGAGGACAUCAUGACUGAAAAGGUUUCACAGCAGCUGUUUUGUCCCUCAUGCCCAUUUCUGCUCCCUUACGUACGUAGAUAGUGACGUCCGUUUCAAUUGUCGUCAUACGUCGCCGUCCUCUUACUUCUAUGUGUGUUUUGCCUUGUCAUGGUUGUUAAGUCAGCUCCUCCACUAGGGGGCAGUGCUGAGCUCAGCGUUCACUCCGGUGAGCCGACGUCGGUUUCAGACACCGUUAGCAGCGGUAAUGAGUCACUAUAAAGUUGUUUCCAAUGCCCAAAACGUC
Melanotaenia boesemani (Boeseman's rainbowfish) is the source of this 3291-nucleotide messenger RNA. RefSeq names its product protein EFR3 homolog B-like. The transcript is spliced from 21 exons. Gene Ontology annotation, cellular component: plasma membrane. Bases 272 to 2944 code for a protein of 890 amino acids. Gene Ontology annotation, biological process: protein localization to plasma membrane. The record is from RefSeq and is a predicted model, not a curated record. Lineage: Eukaryota; Metazoa; Chordata; Actinopteri; Atheriniformes; Melanotaeniidae.